AUGCCCGAAAGGCGUUCUCUACGAUCAAACAACAAAUCUGACGCCUCUUCAUCUGCUAACGGUGAAAAGGCACGUUCGAACUCUGGGAAUUCGAGUGCCAAGGACAAGGCCGCUCCUACAACUCGCGCAGCUGCUAACAAGGCCAAAUCGGCUCCGGCCAAGAAAGGCGCCGCCAAGGGCGCCAACAACGGUAUGGAGGAGGAUGACCAGUCGCACACCAACGGCUCCAAAUCAACUGAGAAUGGUGUGAAUGGUGCUGAGGAUGUGGAGAUGGGCGAGGAUACGGCAGGUGCGCCUACAUCCUCAUUCAACUCCCGUAAGGAUCGGCAUGGUGACGAGAAGAUGACUGUUGUAGUGCCCCCAACCAAGGGUUCGAAGACAUCUAAGACAGGUCAGGACAAGGACGAAGAUGUGACGAUGGAAGGUGCCGAGGACGAGGACGCCGAGCAGACCGAGCCCGAGGACCCAGCGGUUAAGGCUAUUCAAGAUAUCAAGACCAAUUUCACCCUGCUUGAUCGCGCCGUAACCCAUUUCGAUCCCCGAUUUACCCUUCGUGUGCUACGGUCCAUAUCGUCGAUGCGGAAACAUAUCACCCCAGAGGUCCUCUCAUGUGUCAUUGUUGACACAUACCCAGCUUCUAGCCCAACAGCUUCAUUCCUUCUCGAGGCUAUCGGCGAAUCUGGUGCCUUCGAGGGCCCACUGGCCAGCUCAAAGAUGGAUGUGGAUUCGGAGAAGUCAAAGACCAGCUCCAAGGAGGUCCUCGCUGAGGUGGAUGUAUAUCUGUCUAUCUUGGUGCAGAUCUAUCUCUUUGACCAGCGGUUGAUCCAGAAGGGUGCUGAAUUCUCGACUAACCUCAUCGAGCGUCUCCGCAGCCUGAACCGUCGGACCCUGGAUUCUCUUGCUGCUCGCGUGUACUUCUACUACUCCAUUUUCUAUGAGCAGAUUGCUCCCCUUCCCCCAUCUCCCGCUGCUACCGUGACCGCCAUCCGCCAACCAUUGUUGGCGGCCUUGCGCACUGCUGUGCUCCGGAAGGAUGUAGACACGCAGGCCACCGUCAUGACUCUGCUUCUCCGCAACUACCUUUCCACCUCUCACAUUACUCAGGCCGAUCUUUUGAUCUCCCACAACAAGUUCCCUGCCGCUGCUUCCAACAACCAGAUUGCUCGGUACCUCUUCUACCUUGGCCGUAUUCGUGCCAUCCAGCUGCAGUAUACCGAGGCCCACAGCCAUCUUAUUGGCGCCACCCGCAAAUCCCCUACUAGCCAGUGCGCUCGUGGGUUCUACCAAGCUUCUCAUAAGCUGCUCGUUGUAGUGGAACUUCUGAUGGGUGACAUUCCAGACCGUGCAGUCUUCCGCCAGCCAGCCUUGGAGCGUGCUAUGCAUCCUUACUUCCUCCUAGCGCAGGCUGUCAGCGUUGGAGAUCUGGAUGGGUUCCUCAGCAUUGUCAAUACCCACAGCUCUACUUUCCGCAAGGAUGGUACCUACACCUUGAUCCUUCGCUUGCGACAAAAUGUGAUCAAGACCGGCAUCCGUAUGAUGUCGUUGUCCUACUCUCGUAUCUCCUUGCGGGACAUUUGUCUCCGCCUUGGUCUUGACAGUGAGGAAUCGGCAGAGUACAUUGUGGCCAAGGCAAUUCGAGAUGGUGUGAUCGAGGCUACAUUGGAUCACGAGCACGGUUUCAUGAAGAGUAAAGAGGUUGGCGACAUCUACGCUACCCGAGAGCCUGGUGAAGCUUUCCAUGAGCGUAUCCGUGCCUGUCUGGCUCUCCAUGAUGAGAGUGUUAAGGCAAUGCGGUUCCCCAUGAACCAACACCGCCUGGAACUCAAGAGUGCCCAGGAAGCGCGGGAGCGAGAGCGCGAGCUGGCCAAAGAGAUCCAGGAGGGAGAUAUCGAUGAUGAGGAUGCCGGCGGUGAUUUUGAUGCCAUCUAA
Penicillium chermesinum is the source of this 1929-nucleotide messenger RNA. Its product is annotated as proteasome regulatory particle lid subunit RPN3. Gene Ontology annotation, cellular component: proteasome complex; proteasome regulatory particle, lid subcomplex. Lineage: Eukaryota; Fungi; Ascomycota; Eurotiomycetes; Eurotiales; Aspergillaceae. The transcript is spliced from 3 exons. Gene Ontology annotation, molecular function: enzyme regulator activity. Bases 1 to 1929 code for a protein of 642 amino acids. The record is from RefSeq and is a predicted model, not a curated record. Gene Ontology annotation, biological process: regulation of protein catabolic process; ubiquitin-dependent protein catabolic process.